Messenger RNA from Lolium rigidum, 1939 nucleotides. Its product is annotated as protein trichome birefringence-like 28. The record is from RefSeq and is a predicted model, not a curated record. Gene Ontology annotation, cellular component: Golgi apparatus. Gene Ontology annotation, molecular function: O-acetyltransferase activity. Lineage: Eukaryota; Viridiplantae; Streptophyta; Magnoliopsida; Poales; Poaceae.
CCGCCGCCGUCGCUCGCGGCCGCCGCCAUCGCUGACCGACGCGAUCCAUCUCAGGAGAGGAGAUCCCGGCCAGUUUCCAGUUUUCAGACGCAUCUAACUCUGCUCCGCUAGCCGACACGCCAACCGAAGCCGUCGAUCUCCGAUCCUCUGGACGCGCGCGCGGCGAUGGCGCAGCUGCGCCGGAAGUCGCCGUUCGCGGCGGCGGCGUCGGCGGCGGCCGCGAAGCAGGACGAGGAGGAGGAGGCGCCCGCGCGCAGGCACCGCGCGCCGCUCUCGCUCGCGGGCCUCCUCGUCUCCAUCUUCCUCGUCGCGACCUUCCUCUACAACGAGCAGGUCGCCGUCGUCAGGCCCCCCGCCGCCGCCGACGCCGACGCCGGCGCGGCGGACGGGGCCUUCCCGCUCGCGGGCGCCGUGCGCGCCAGGUCCGCCCCCGACCUCCGCCUCCUCCAGGACGACCACCACCGCAGGGUCAACUCCCGCUCCCAGCCAGAGCAGGAGGACCAGGAAGAGGAGCACCACGAUGCGCAGCAGCAGGAGCAGGUGGGGAGGGAAGCGGAGGAGCAGCGUACGGCCGAGCCGGCCCGCCUCGUGGUGGACGCGCCCGCGAGAGCGGACAAGCGCGCCGCCGUCGCUGCCAUGACGGCCGCACCUCCUAGCAACAGCAGCGUCGAGAGCAGGGCGGCGAGCGUGGUGGCGGAGCCGCCGGCGUGCAACGUGUACCAGGGCUGGUGGACGUACGACGCGGAGGGCACCCAGGCGCCGCUGUACCGGGAGCCCGAGUGCGAGUUCCUGACGGAGCAGGUCACCUGCAUGCGCAACGGCCGCCGCGACGACUCGUACCAGCGCUGGCGGUGGCAGCCCUCCUCCUGCGACCUCCCCAGGUUCGACGCGCGUGCGCUGCUGGAGCGGCUGCGGAACAAGCGGCUGAUGUUCGUGGGGGACUCGCUGAACCGGAACCAGUGGGAGUCCAUGGUGUGCCUGGUGCAGUCGGCGAUCCCGUCGCGCGACAAGAAGUCGCUGGCCAAGUUCGUCGGGCCCAACGGCUCCCUCAACGUGUUCACGGCCACCGAGUACAACGCGACGGUGGAGUUCUACUGGGCGCCCUUCCUGGUGCAGUCCAACUCCGACGACCCGCAGGUGCACAGCGUCGUCGACCGGAUCAUCGCCUGGCGCUCCAUCGUCAAGCACGCCAAGCACUGGCGGAGCGCCGACUACCUCGUCUUCAACACAUACAUCUGGUGGCUCAACACCUUCGAGAUGAAAGUCCUGAAGAACCCGAGGGUGUCGAGCAGGUACACGCUGGUGGACCGGCCGGUGGCGUACCGGGAGGUGCUCAAGACCUGGGCCAAGUGGGUGGACAGGCACAUCGACCCCAAGAGAACCAAGGUCUUCUUCAUGGGCAUGUCUCCCAAUCACCACAUGCCUGAUGCGUGGGGAGCGGGUCCGGAUGCGGUGAAGUGCGCGAUGGAGACGCAGCCGAUCCUGAACCAUACGGGGCCGCUGUAUGUUGGGACGGACUGGCGGCUACACGAUGCCGCGGAGGGGGUGAUCCGCUCCAUGCACCGCGUCCCCGUCCACCUCGUCGACAUCACGGCGCUGUCCGAGUACCGCAAGGACGCGCACACCUCCGUCCACACGCUCCGGCAGGGGAAGCUGCUCACCCCGGAGCAGCAGGCCGACCCUCGACACUACGCCGACUGCAUCCACUGGUGCCUCCCGGGGCUCCCCGACACCUGGAACCACUUCCUCUACACGCAGAUCGUCUCAGGAACACCCCUCCUCUCAUCCUCCUAGCCUUAGCUUACUGAUUCUGAUUCUUCUUUCUUUCUUUCCUUUUUUGAUGGAAAUUCUUCUUUUUUCACUUUGUUUCUGUAACCAGUGGGUCUGUGAGUAAUUCUUUUGUAGUAGUAAGGCAAGAGCGAGAGGUUAAUUAGACUCA